UGUGUGGUGUGUGUGUACUCCCAGUCGCUCGCGCUCACUGAUGCGCGCGCCAAACACAGCCGAGCUGGAGUCUCCGCGCGCUCUCCCGCUCGCGGCUCGCGCAAUGGCAGGAGGCACCUGAACACUGUGAGAGGAGGCGGCGCGCGACUUCAGAGGACUGCAGACACUUUCCCGCGCUUUUGGAGUGUGUGGGUGUGCGUGCGUGAGGGUGUGUGUAUGUGUAGUUGGGGAGCACCAUGCACGCGGACGUGCUUGCCCUGCUCCUCGUGUGGCUCCUGUGCGCUUGCGGAGCCUCGUCUCGGUCGAGGGGACGGACGCUGCAGACCUACGGCCAGAUCAGGUCCCGAAGAGAAACUACAAGAACAGAGGGAGGAGUUGGAGGGAGGAGCAAGCCUGGAAGCCCCAUUCUGAAGAGGAGCCCUGAUAUCACAAAGAAUCCAGUGACCAAAUCAGAACAGCUGCUCAGGAUAGAUGAUCACGACUUCACCAUGAGGCCUGGCUUUGGAGGUCCAGCUAUUCCUGUGGGUGUGGAUGUCCAAGUCGAGAGCUUGGACACUAUAUCAGAAGUGGACAUGGACUUCACCAUGACCCUGUAUCUGAGGCACUACUGGAAGGAUGAGCGGCUGUCCUUCCCCAGCACCACCAACCAGAGCAUGACCUUCGACAGCCGUCUGGUGAAGAAGAUCUGGGUCCCGGACAUGUUCUUCGUCCACUCCAAGCGCUCCUUUAUCCACGACACCACGACUGACAAUGUUAUGCUCAGGGUUUAUCCUGAUGGAAAAGUUCUCUACAGUGUGAGGGUCACUGUUACAGCUAUGUGCAACAUGGACCUUAGCCACUUUCCUCUUGAUACUCAGACAUGUUCACUGGAGAUUGAAAGCUACGCCUACACUGAUGAUGACCUGAUGCUGUACUGGAAGAAAGGGAAUGACUCUCUGAAAACUGACGACAGGAUCUCACUCUCCCAGUUCCUCAUUCAGGAGUUCCACACCACCACAAAGCUGGCCUUCUACAGCAGCACGGGCUGGUAUAACCGUCUGUACAUCAACUUCACUCUACGGCGUCACAUCUUCUUCUUCCUGCUGCAGACCUACUUCCCUGCCACUCUGAUGGUCAUGCUGUCCUGGGUGUCCUUCUGGAUUGACCGCCGCGCCGUUCCUGCCAGGGUGCCUCUGGGCAUCACCACGGUGCUCACCAUGUCCACCAUCAUCACAGGAGUGAACGCCUCCAUGCCGCGGGUGUCCUACAUCAAAGCCGUGGACAUUUACCUGUGGGUCAGCUUUGUCUUCGUCUUCCUCUCUGUUAUAGAGUACGCAGCUGUCAACUACCUGUCAACCCUGCAGGAGCGUAAGGAGAGGAAGCUCAGAGAGAGGCUGCCAUGCACGUGUGGGAUGUCUCACCCGGGCCAGAUCAUGAUGAGCAGCAGCUACAGCGAGAUGGAUGCCAUGACCACGGGUCACUACGGCAUGCCGGAGAUGAAUGGGGACAAGCGCGAGCGAAUCCUGGUGCAGCUGGCCAUGGACAAAGAGCAGAGCAGUCACAGCCAGAGCGGAAACACACGCUCCUACAACAGCAUGUGGAUCGACACCCACGCCAUAGACAAAUACUCACGGGUGAUCUUCCCUGGAGCCUACACGCUCUUCAACAUCAUAUACUGGUCCAUCUACUCCUAACGGCUCUCGCUGGAGCUACUGCGCAGCACAAUAGAGAUGUCCUGGAAGCUUUCAGACAUUUUAACUGUCUGUAAUGGAGGUCACGCUGGAGAGUGCUAGACCAUUCUGUUCAUUCAGUCCAAGUCAGAGCACAAGUGAAGCAAUGAAGCCAGACUCUCACAACAUUACAGAGACUCAGAGACUUUAUCCACCUUCUUUUUUACACUGAACAGUUCAUAGGAAAGGCAAUGAUGAUACAUGUUUGACUUUAUUACAAUUUCAUUGUAAAGUUGUGCAUGAGAGAGACGUUCUCAUUAGUUAGUCUUUGAUUAGACUAUAUUCACACUACAAUGGGAGAUCAUUUUUUAGGCAUUUGCAUUGAUAUUGUAGUGUAUGUAGAAGCAGUUGUAUGUCUGUAUAUAUUUUUUAUUUUUUUUUAGUAUACCUCCAGGUAGGGCUGGGCGAUAAGACCAAAAACGCUUUUUUCCAUGCUGUUCGAUAUUGAUAAUCAUUAUUAUAAUACUUUUGCAUAUAAAACAUUUAUUAUGUGCAUUUGAUUAUUGAGGUUUCAGUAAUAUGUUAGAAGAGUCAACAUUUUCAAUUUAAUUUGUGCUUUUCAAUAAAUUAAUAAAGUGCUAUAUAUAAUAAUAAUUAGUAAUUAGUGAAAGAAAAGAAAAUGAAACCAAUGACAGGCAAUAUUGUUAAUUAUAGACAAAGGGCCCUAUUUUACACCCUUCCAUGGCAAGUAGUGAUGCUCUUUGCUGUUACACCCCACCAACAGUCUGUUUUCACGCCUUCCACCUGCGCUAAUGCACGUAGUGGUCUGGAAGUGAGUUGUGUUCAGGUAAAUUACUGGUGUAUUAUUGUCCUGGCAAUAGAAAACACAGGUGCACAAAGGGAAUGGCAAGUGACUGAUUGGUUUAUUUCAUGUUCUGGCCAAAACACACCCAUGAUUAAUUAAGAGAAUUAUUACACGCUUUUUGCGAGUUUUGAGCUGUGAACAGCGUAUUUUUCCCCGCUGUUACGAUAGCAAAGGCACACUGACACAUCCUACAUCAAGCUACCCAAUGUGUUGGCAUAUAGAUAGCUAAAAUAGGGCCCAGUAUGUCUGUCAGUGUGUAUUUCAAAGUCAAUAGCACACACUGUUAAAAGGACAAACUGCAUGCACACACAUGCACUAUAGGUCCAAAUAAUUGUGAACACACCUUCUAAUGAUUCAAUUCAUCUAUAUUAAAUUGCAUCCCUUUUUCAUACAGAUGUGCAGAUUGACUAGUCUCUAUUCAUAAUUAUUGCCAAUAGAGUAGGACUAAUGUCAUGUGUGGGCUAGAGGGGUAUAAAAACUUUAUUGAUCUGUAGAGCAGUGGAACUGAUUUCUCUGGAAUGACGGUGCUCCAUAUAAUAUCUAUUAUGAUUUGGGAUGAGGAUGGUGAUCACGCAAGUUUCUGACCUCACUAAUGCUUCUGUCACUGCAUGCAAUUAAAUCUUCACAGUGUAUAACACAGUAUAACAACGCAACAACACUACAAUUAAUUAGAACAUAAAGGGAUCAACAACUGCGGCCUUUUUCUUUUUAAUGAAUUGUUAAAUAAAUAGCUAACCGGCUUUCCUAACUGUUAUACUGGUUUUAGCUGUUCUCAGUAAUUGGCUAGCAGGCUUCUCCCUCCCCACUGAGCAUGUAAAAUAGUGCUGAAGUAGUUACUAAAUCUGGGAAUCAUUAUCCAGAAAUACCUUGUGUGAAUAUUAUCAAUAUCGAAAAAAAUAUGUUUUAUUUUGAUAAUUGUCAUUAGCAGUGUAUCGUCCAGGCCUAUCUGCCGGUGUGCCAGAUGACAUUUCUGUGAUGCAUUCUGUAUAGUGUAAAUAGAAAUGUGGAACACCUCAGUGGAUGCAUGGGACAGUUGUGUUAUGAGUCCAAUAUGUUGCAGGUCUUAAAGCUAUGAAAGUAAGUUAACCUUGCUUAUCCUAGUGUGAAAAUAAAUUAACUGUGGAUUUUUUAUUUAUUUAUAGACACUUGUAACAUACAGCAUUUGAUGUAAUCCAAAUACCCACUGAAAGGAGAGUUUUAUAAUUUCUGCAGAAACACAUGGUCAGAUAAAGCCCUUCAGAAUGGUCUGAGAAAUCUGAGAUGUUUCAUUCCUCUUAAAGUUAAUACAUGUAAUCACUAUAAUUACCGUGGUUAAGGUUACAGUUAGGGUUAGAUAUUAUCUUGAGACUUAUAGAUUUUUAUUAAUUGUAUUAUAAUGGAAAUCAGGAAAUCUUCUGCCUUUAAAGCUGACACGAAGCCCCUUUGAUUUAGAUGUGUAUUACUGUUGUAAUGUCCAAAUUUCAAUUUGAAAAGUAUCAUACUUAAGCAGUUGCACCAAAUACAUUAUCCAACAGAAGUUCUGUUGUGUACUGUAUGUACUUUGCUUGUUUAUAUUUGUGAAUACAUUGCCUAAGAGAUAUUGUCAUAUAGUGUUUUUGUUUUAGCUAUAAGCUAUGACCAUGCUGUUUUAGGAAAAUUAAAGUAUAAUCAUAUGACCAUGCAUGGAGUGUACUUAAAUACACACAGCAGUGUUCCUUAUAAGCUGGGAAAUAUUUAUUAGAAAAUGAAAUGGUAUUAAAUGUCUUUCAUUCUUUUUUUUCAUUAAUUCAAUUGUUUUUCACUUUGUUUUAUUUGGACUAAAAUGUGCAUUUUGUAUAUACCCUGGUCAGAAUGAGUCAAUUAUGGAAUUAUGAUAAAUGUUGAAAACUGCACCAGUGUCUGUAUGGUAACAAUGUCUCACUAAUUGAAUUAAACCUUCU
This is a messenger RNA of Astyanax mexicanus (Mexican tetra), 4433 nucleotides long. It is a transcript of the gene gabrr1, whose product is annotated as gamma-aminobutyric acid type A receptor subunit rho1. The transcript has 10 exons. NCBI's taxonomy places the organism in Eukaryota, Metazoa, Chordata, Actinopteri, Characiformes, Acestrorhamphidae. The coding region runs from base 237 to 1673 and encodes 478 amino acids. Gene Ontology annotation, molecular function: extracellular ligand-gated monoatomic ion channel activity; neurotransmitter receptor activity; GABA-A receptor activity. The record is from RefSeq and is a predicted model, not a curated record. Gene Ontology annotation, cellular component: membrane; synapse; GABA-A receptor complex. Gene Ontology annotation, biological process: monoatomic ion transmembrane transport; regulation of membrane potential; nervous system process.